Messenger RNA from Rasamsonia emersonii CBS 393.64, 1812 nucleotides. Its product is annotated as RNA helicase. The transcript is spliced from 3 exons. Gene Ontology annotation, molecular function: ATP binding; RNA helicase activity; nucleic acid binding. Lineage: Eukaryota; Fungi; Ascomycota; Eurotiomycetes; Eurotiales; Trichocomaceae. The record is from RefSeq and is a predicted model, not a curated record. The coding region runs from base 1 to 1812 and encodes 603 amino acids.
AUGGCGCCCUCGAAAAUCUCCAGGAAAGAUUUCGAGAAGGAGUCCCUCGCAUCCUCACCAGCAUCGCCAUCACCAUCUUCCGACUCCGACUCCGACGACAUCGUCGCCGACAGCAACGACAUCGAAGCUGAGAUCCAGCGGGCCACCAAACGACGACGAGUAUCAGUCUCGUCUGACGAUUCCGACGUCGCUGCGGCCGCUCCAGCACCCCUGCCGCCGCUCCCGACUCUGUCGCGAAUCAAGAAGAAGCAGCCGCAGAAUGCGAACGAAGAGAAGAAGCAGCACGAAGAAGAAGAGCCCGUGACGAGCAAAGACGCCCUCGAGAUCGGUCUCCGGGUGACCGACUCGACCUUUGCGUCGCUCAAUGUCGCGCCCUGGCUUGUCAACGCGCUGUCGACCAUGGCCAUCCGGAGACCGACCGCCAUUCAGCGCGCUUGUAUUCCGGAGAUUCUGAAGGAAAGAGAGAGAAAGAGAGACAUUGCAGUGCUUGCAGCGCUAACUCCUGGUAGAGAGCUUGCUCUUCAGAUAUUCGAACAGUUCAAAGCAAUCUCCGCCCCGCAAAAUCUCAAACCGAUCCUGAUCACCGGCGGCACCGACAUGCGACCUCAGGCAAUCGCCCUCUCCGAAAGGCCCCAUGUGGUCAUUGCAACUCCUGGUCGUUUGGCGGACCACAUCCAGACUUCGGGCCAGGACACGAUCUGCGGCCUGAAGCGAGUGCGCAUGGUCGUGUUGGAUGAGGCCGACAGACUGCUGUCUAGUGGUCCCGGGAGCAUGCUCCCUGACGUUGAGACGUGCCUGUCGGCGCUUCCGCCGUCCAGCGAACGUCAAACUCUCCUCUUCACGGCGACUGUCACUCCCGAAGUGAGAGCGCUGAAAUCCAUGCCUCGAUCGCCGAACAAGCCUCCCAUCUUCGUUACGGAGAUCGGCACCGAGGACAACGCAACGAUUCCGCCGACCCUCAAGCAGACCUAUGUGCAAGUUCCCAUGACCCAUCGCGAAGCCUUCCUUCACGUGCUGCUGUCCACCGAAGGCAAUGCGAACAAACCGGCCAUCAUAUUCUGCAACCGGACCAAGACCGCCGACCUCCUCGAGCGGAUGCUGCGGCGUCUGUCGCACAGAGUGACCUCUCUGCACAGUCUCCUGCCGCAGUCGGAGCGGACAGCCAACCUCUCUCGUUUCCGGGCCAGCGCGGCUCGGCUACUGGUCGCCACGGACGUUGCGUCUCGUGGUCUGGAUAUCCCGAGCGUCAGCUUGGUCAUCAACUUCGACGUGCCGCGCAACCCGGACGACUACGUCCAUCGGGUCGGUCGUACGGCCCGUGCGGGACGCGAAGGUGAAGCCAUCACUCUUGUCGGGCAGCGAGAUGUGCAGCUCGUGCUGGCGAUCGAGAAGAGGGUUGGCAGACAGAUGGUCAAAUGGGAAGAGGAGGGCGUCAACAUCGAGGGAAGGAUUGUCAGAGGCGGUAUACUGAAGGAGGUGGGCGAAGCCAAGCGCGAAGCGGCGGGGGAGAUUGAAGAGGGGAGAGACGUGCUUGGUCGGAAGAAAAACAAGCUGAAAAAGCGCGUCAAGUAUGGGCGCUACGCCUUUCUACACAUCAUCCCUCUGCUGGGCUAUAAGUCUGCAGAGGUAUUGAUAUCAGCAGCUGAUCACUCGAGCCAGUCGACAACGGCUCAUCCUUUACUUUUUUUUUUUACCAUGGUAUCGUAUCCUUCACUGACCGCAGUGGAGGAGACCCUGGCCGAAGAGAUUGAAGAGUGCUCCUCAGUCAGCGAAGGGUCCCUCCCACUGGGCAAAGAAGACCUCUAUCGCUAA